UCGCUCUGCUGCCGCUGACAGGAGCUGAUUGACGGGGGGGGGCGAUGGAGGCCACGCCGUCCCCCCCCCGGCUGCAACGGGGGCAGCUCCAAUGCAAGAACCUGCACGAGUUCCUGCGGGGCCUGAGCCCCCCCGUCCUGGACCGGCUCUAUGGGCACCCCGCCACCUGCCUGGCUGUGUUCCGGGAGCUGCCGGCGCUGGCUCAGACCGGGAUCAUGCGGAUGCUGUUCCUGGAGCAGCCACUGCCGCAGGCGGCCGUGGGGCUGUGGGUCAAGAAGGAGCACAGCAAGGAGCAGGCAGAGAGCCGGGAGAUGCUGCUGGGGCUGCGGCUCUGGCACCCCCACACACUGCCAGGGGGGCUGCCAGGUGUGGGGCUGCACCCCAGCUUCAGGCACAACCUGCGCCUGGCCCUGCUGGGGGGGGGCAAGGCCUGGUCCGAUGACACGAGCCAGCUGGGGCCGGACCGACACGCGCGGGAUGUGCCGGCGCUGGACCGGUACGCGGAGGAGCGCUGGGAGGUGAUCCUGCACUUCAUGGUGGGGUCCCCCAGUGCUGCCGUGAGCCAGGAUCUGGCCCAGCUCCUGAUUCAGGCUGGGCUCAUGAAGAGUGAUGGGGGGGAUGCGCCCUGCAUCACCUCAGCUGGGUUCCAGUUCCUGCUGCUGGACACCCCAGCCCAGCUCUGGUACUUCAUCCUGCAGUACCUGCGGGGGGCAGAGGCGCGGGGCAUGGACCUGGUGGAGAUCCUGUCCUUCCUCUUCCAGCUCAGCUUCUCCACCCUGGGCAAGGAUUACUCCGUGGAGGGCAUGAGUGAGUCCCUGCUCAGCUUCCUGCAGCACCUGAGGGAGUUCGGCCUCGUCUUCCAGAGGAAGCGCAAGUCCCGCCGCUUCUACCCCACGCGCUUGGCCAUCGCCUUGGCCUCGGGGCCGUCAGCGACCCCCCCGGAGCCUGGUGCUCGUGGUUUCAUCCUGGUGGAGACCAACUACCGCAUCUACGCCUACACCGAUUCAGAGCUUCAGGUCGCCCUCAUCGCCCUCUUCUCGGAGCUCCUCUAUCGCUUCCCCAACUUGGUGGUGGCCCAAGUGACCAGGGACAGUGUCCAGGCUGCCAUCGCCAAUGGCAUCACCGCUGAUCAGAUCAUCCACUUCCUCCGUACCCGAGCGCACCCUGUCAUGGCCAAGCAGACCCCGGUGCUGCCCCCCACCAUCACCGACCAGAUCCGCCUGUGGGAGUUGGAGCGGGACCGGCUGCGCUUCUCCGAGGGGGUGCUGUACAACCAGUUCCUGUCGCAGGUGGACUUUGAGGUGCUGCGGGACCAUGCGCGGGCGCUGGGGGUGCUGGUGUUCGAGCACCCAGGCCGGCGGCUCAUGGUGGUGACCCCUGGUGGGCACCCCGAUGUCAAGCGCUUCUGGAAGAGACAGAAGCACAGCUCAUAACAUAGGGAUUCCCUCCUUG
Pezoporus occidentalis (night parrot) is the source of this 1452-nucleotide messenger RNA. RefSeq names its product general transcription factor IIH subunit 4 (gene GTF2H4). Gene Ontology annotation, molecular function: double-stranded DNA binding; ATPase activator activity. Gene Ontology annotation, cellular component: transcription factor TFIIH core complex; transcription factor TFIIH holo complex. Lineage: Eukaryota; Metazoa; Chordata; Aves; Psittaciformes; Psittacidae. The transcript has 13 exons. The coding region runs from base 45 to 1433 and encodes 462 amino acids. Gene Ontology annotation, biological process: nucleotide-excision repair. The record is from RefSeq and is a predicted model, not a curated record.